Molecule: messenger RNA, 4635 nt
Organism: Anolis carolinensis (green anole)
Lineage: Eukaryota; Metazoa; Chordata; Lepidosauria; Squamata; Anolidae
Gene: phtf1
Product: putative homeodomain transcription factor 1
Exons: 17
Coding region: 435-2810 (791 amino acids)
Cellular component (GO): endoplasmic reticulum
Source: RefSeq, a predicted model, not a curated record
GGUGCCUGCCAUGUCCAAGGAUGGCGCGGCGGGUGUGGUCGCGCGCCCCCUCCCACUCCCAUAUCGGCCCCCCUCCCAGCCGCCUCGCGUUUCCAUGGAGACAGCCGGGAGUUGGGCCGGCGCCUCUCGUGGCCUGAGGGCCCGGCUCGAGGAAAGGUAGCCCUGGGAGCCGAGGGGGACGCAUCGCUAGGCCACACCCAUCUGCCCAAAAAGUUUGAUUGUUGUCUCUGUCAGAAAUAAAAGCACACAGAUAUCACCACCAAUCUGUAUGAUAGGCCCCAAAGCCCUGCUCGCCAUGCUUCGAGGGAAAAGAUGAGAAGCGGCCCAAAAGAGAACUGAGGUGGCUCUUUGCUUAAUGUUGUCUCCUCGACGACUCAGGUGCUCACUUGUUAUUUCUGUGCAGGUAAUUUGAUGAUCAGCGCCUAAGAUGCCAGAUGGCCUCCAGUGGUGAAGAUGCCAUUGCCUGGUACCAGAAGAAGAUUGGAGCCUAUGAUCAGCAAAUAUGGGAAAAAUCUAUAGAACAGACUGAGAUGAAGGGCUUUAAGAAUAAACCCAAAAAGAUAGGUCACAUCCAACCUGACUUGAUAGAUGUUGAUUUAAUCAGAGGUUCCACAUUUGCUAAAGCUAAACCUGAAAUCCCAUGGACAUCACUUACGAGAAAGGGCCUUGUUAGGGUUGUGUUCUUUCCCCUCUUCAGUCAAUGGUGGAUUCAAGUCACCUCUUGGCGCAUUUUUACAUGGCUGCUUAUGCUCUACCUCUUACAAGUUGUAGCAAUUGUGUUGUACUACAUAAUGCCAGUUGUGAGUGCAAGUGAAAUUAUUGGACCAUUGUGCCUUAUGCUACUGAUGGGAACUGUACACUGUCAAAUAGUAUCUACUCAGUUAACUAAGCCCUCAGGAAUCAAUGGGAGCAGUAUUGGCAGAAGAAGGAGAAAAAUGCGCAAAUUUGCAGGAGGUGAUGGGAGCUCUACUUCUUCUGUUGACAAAAUGAUCAGAGAAGAGGAGUCCCCAGAGUUAUCAUCACGAAGCAGCAGCUUCUUUGGCUCGGUGUUGCGCAGAAGGAGCAGGGAAGGGAUGAAAAGAGGGAAACGAGUAGCUGAUAAAGGGGCAGAGACAGAACAUAGCACUAGCAUUAAGCGGAGGAUUUCCAAAUCUGAGCAUGGUUUGCAAUGGACAAAGGAGUCUGGAACAGUAUUAAGUGUAGAAAAAAACCCGAUUAGUACCAGAUGCCCUGGCAUCUCCGAUGAACUGUCAAGUGAGGAGGAAGCCGAUUCAGUGAGCCAGAGAGUUCUGCUGCGCAGAUGUGUGGACAGUGCACCGAAUGUCAAUGAAAAUCAGAUCAGGAUGUCUUCUGUUGGAUCUGAGUCUGUUCCCAUCAACCAGGCAGUAUCACAGGUCAAGGAAGUUGUGAAAUCUAUGCAAGAUUCUGACAGCAUAGCCGAAUCAGAACAGGAAACAGUGCUUCAUGAGGAGUACAGACCUUCUUUCAGUAGUGAAUCCCGGAGUGGCAGUGCAUCCCACAGAGAUUCAGAAAGCACCCGCCAUGACUCUGAGACGGAGGAUAUGCUGUGGGACGACUUGCUCCAUGGGCCCGAGUGUCGCUCCUCUUAUACCAGUGACAGCGAGGGAAAGGCAGUGAGUGCCGCUCCUCUUACACCAGUGAUAGCCAAAGGGAAAGAUGCAAAGGGAGGCAAAAGAGACUCGAAGGAGGAUGUUUUCCAGCAGAACCAUUUAUUCUGGCUGCAGAAUACAAGUCCUGCCUCUACCAAAGUGAGUGCUCUCAUUUGGGAGGGGAAUGAAUGCAAGAAGGUGGACAUGUCUGUGCUGGAGAUCAGUGGAGUUAUCAUGAGCAGGGUCAACGCAUGUCAACAAGGUGUUGGUUAUCAGUGGCUGGGAAAUAUUGUUACAGUUGGUUUAGCCUUCCUCCCUUUCCUGUAUCGCCUUUUCCACUCAAAGACAUUGGAACAAUUGUGGACCCUUUCUACAAAAGAACUUUUAUACAUCUUUUGUGGGGCUCCCACAAUCCCCCCCGUUAUUGUCCUUGCUGCCAUCAUCUUCCUUGAGCGCCUGUGUCUUACCUGGAUGUUUUUCUUCAUGAUGUGUGUUGCAGAGAGAACGUAUAAACAGCGAUUUUUGUUUGCUAAACUUUUUAGCCAUAUCACGUCAGCUCGGAAAGCCAGGAAGUAUGAAAUUCCUCAUUUCAGGCUCAAGAAAGUGGAAAAUAUUAAGAUAUGGUUAUCGCUUCGCUCUUACCUAAAGAGGCGAGGCCCACAACGGUCUGUUGAUGUGGUUGUAUCUUCCAUCUUCUUACUGGCUCUGUCUAUAGCUUUCAUAUGCUGUGCACAGGUUUUAAAAGGUCACAAGACAUUCCUGAAUGCUGCUUACAACUGGGAAUUUCUAAUCUGGGAAACAGCCCUGCUUCUCUUCUUGUUGCGUUUGGCAUCCCUAGGCUCCGAAACCAACAAGAAAUACAGUAAUAUUUCAAUUCUGCUCACUGAGCAGAUUAAUUUAUAUCUAAAGAUGGAAAAAAAACCAAACAAAAAAGAACAGCUGACGCUGGUGAACAAUGUUCUAAAACUCUCCACAAAGCUCUUGAAGGAGUUAGACACACCGUUUAGACUGUACGGUUUGACAAUGAAUCCUUUAAUCUACAACAUAACGCGUGUGGUGAUAUUGUCUGCCGUCUCUGGUGUAAUAAGCGAUCUACUGGGAUUUAAUAUCAGAGUAAGUAUCAAUUUGUAUCUUGAAGUGAUGGUUCAGUACCCUUUUCUUCACUUGCUAUAUUUCUGGAAUAGCCAAUUGAUAUGCUAAUUCUCCCUGUAAAAGCAGUUUUAGGUUUAAGGUCCAAGAAUAUUAUUUGAAAGAGCUUUAAGCCUUUACAAGCUUGUACUGUUCCUUUAAAAUCUGACUAAUAAUAACAACUUUAUUUUUUACCUCUCCUCAAGGCUCAUAAGGUUACCUAUAACAUCACUUCUUUGAUUAGAAGCCUGCUGUUAUUCCUACUUUUAAAAGUGCAAGUUUUCCAAUUGACACAGAUGUCUUGGACAUAAUUCUCUCCUAUGUGUAGCUUUGAAAUGGCAUAGGAGCUUAAUGCAAAAGGGGCUGGUGUGGCUCUGUCCUAAGUCGAGUGGUAGGUUGCAUAGUUUUCACCUAUCCAUUUCCUUUUUAAACAAAUUUAGUAAGAUCGUCUCCUCUGUCAGUUGAAUGGUAAUUAUGGCUAAUUAAUCUUUCAGCUGUGGAAAAUCAAACCUUGACAAAAGAAAAGCUGAGCUCCUUUCCCAGAGCACAAGAAUUGUGGGCCGUGCUGCACAGACAUGGUAUGACAGUUGAAGAUGCAUUACCUCAGUAAAAAUGAGAUAUAUAUGCUAGUUCUCAGCAGCAACACAAAUCUUACCUUUUCUUCAAACAUUCUCGCGUGAUUUUGAAAGAGAUUGCUUUAUUCUCAGUAAGAUCAUGGCUUGAAAGAGAUGAUUAAAUAAACUUUAGGAAGUGAGCUUUAUUGAACUAAAGUCCCUUAAUGAGCCAAACUUGUAGCCCCAAUCUAGUUGGAUGAAAGUUUAUUUAGCAACUUUUUGUGGGACAACAAGCCACUUUUCCUGGUUUAUUAUAGUCAUCUCUAGCUGUAAGAGAGAAAAUUAAGAUGUGCUACAAGCAGGUCUUUUAAUGAGGUGGCUGAGCUAGAUUUAGUCAGUUGGUUGUUUCUGCCACAAUUUGGACGUUGCCAUUGACCUUCUAAAAAUUUGUCCAAGUGUCUCAGAUUCUUCUUGAAUGGCACCAGGCUUAGCAGCGAUUUAAGAGGGGAAAAAUGAAAUCUAGCUGAGGCUAUCCUCUUCAGGCAUUUGGCAGUUGAGGUUUUAGUUGCUUAGUAACACACAAACAGCACCAGAAGGUGGCUUACAGUUGGCCCGCCACACGCCGGGAGAGGAGAGGAUCUUUUCUGGUAAUUAGCAUUUUCCAAAUAAUUCAUGUGAACUCAGACUAGUCAGAACAAGCAAAGCAGUCCCUCCAUGAAAGAACACAGCAAUGCUUCUAUGGUGCCAUAGAGAGAGCGCAGAUGUUUUACACCAUUAGAAUGAAUUAGAAAGCCAAACUUCUGCUGGGAUACAUUGCACCCCCUGCUGAUGGUAUUUAGCCUCAUGGAAGUGAGUUGGCCCUGUGGGUUUUCCCGCCAUAGUGGCCUGUUGAUGUAGCACUUUGCACACAGCUCCUCAGAUGUAGUACAGGUUGCAGGGUUGUGUGUCUGUGAAGCUGCCCUAAAGGUGCAUCCCCCCAUGAGUGGAAACAAUAUUUGUUGCAUAUAUUUACAUUUCAAAUGGAUGCCAGCUUCCAAAUGUGUAUACACUCAGUAAACCCACAAGGAGCUAGAUAUUUUAUUCCAGGUCAUAAGAAAAAUGUGAAACAGCAGCCCGGAGAUUAUCAGGUGUCACAGAAUGGUUGCUUUUUUAUCCUCUGUAUAGAUGCAAUAGUUUUAACACUUUCUCAAAACAGUGCACUUGUUUUUGUAAAAUAUCUUUAUAUAAAGCUUCUAAAAAGCAGAACAAUAUUUUAUACAAAAUUGUUAGUAUACGUUUUGACUGAUGGAAGGAUAUAUGUCAGUAUUUAAAUGUGGAUGAAUAAAAACAGUCUGGGUGAAUAA